AUGCUCGCCACCAAGACUCUGCUCAUGCCAUUCGCGGCCCUUGCUCUGGCUUCGACCGUCAUCGGCCUCCCUCAACCUCAGAUCAAUGAGAAAUCGAGCGCGGUCUUCCACCCGGUGGACCCCAACCAAGACCCAAACGUUCAACAGGGGCCAAACCUGCAGAUCUACAUCACCAGCGCCGAUGCUUACUGCUUGUUCCUGCCCGAGACGGAGAACACGACCAUUGCGCAGAGUAUCCACCGCAACAAGGCCAUCUCUGCGUGCCGCAAGGUGAGUAGCCGCGUGAUGGCAAGACCCGGACGCGUCAUCAUGCGCAACAGACUCACUCUAUCUGCUCGUCGAUGUCGUAAAUAGCCAUGGGCCCCGCAGGAACAGGUCCAGCUGGACGAUGGUUUCUUCACCACCAACCAGUCGUAUCCCUUCGUCGACAACACCGCUGGCGUCAACCGUGGACGUCAGAUCCAUCUGUGGGGCUGCAUCAACCCUUACUCGAUGCCCGAUAACCUCGUCCCUACCGACAGCCGUGGUGGUGUUUACCACGGUCGUAUCCACGGCAACGAUCAGGUCCCCGCAAGAGGCGUCUGCCUUGGUUGUGCGUAGUGCCAUACCUUCAAAUGGCCCAGUGACGGAGGAUAGAUAUGGUGGCUGACUCAUUCUUGUAUAUUUCUCCAGACGACCACUUCACCCAGUGGAUUAUCCCUGGCGCAGGUGUCAUCUCUUACAAAUGUUGCCAGGACCCCAUCGAGUAGGUUGAUUGAGCAGCUUCAGCAUUAGACGAAGCGAGCGAGACUGACAUGCUUUUCUUGCCCUCAACGUAGCUGUCCCCGCUGGGGUGAGUAAAAAAGAUCAAGUCAGCUCUCCCACGAUUCCUGCUGAUGCAGUUGACCCGUCUCUUGGCCACAGACGUCGGAGGUGACAUUGGCAAGACCAUUCCCGAUAGCGGAUUUGUUCCGGCUGACUGCAAGAAACUCAUUCCAGGUGAGACGCGCAGAUGAUUCGGUCACUUGCACGAGAGCAAAGUUAGCUGAACCUAUCCGCUAGUCGUCCCCCGCGCCAACUGAAGACGGUCACGGCGGCUCCCGACAGAGCGCGAGCGCUAGUUCGAAGAGCGCGUCCAUUGGUGGUGCACUGGCCGCAUUUGACGAAGACGGCAAGCCGAUUGCCGUGACGGGCUCGAAGUCCAAGAACGAGAACGAAGCAAAUGCUUGGGAGGAUGACGGGGACCACUGA
Molecule: messenger RNA, 1230 nt
Organism: Ceraceosorus bombacis
Lineage: Eukaryota; Fungi; Basidiomycota; Exobasidiomycetes; Ceraceosorales; Ceraceosoraceae
Source: the annotation of a GenBank genome assembly